AUGGAGAUGACGAGCAGCACGAUGGUGAAGCCGGUACCGCACCCGCUCGUCGGUGAGAAGGUCCCGCUGACCAUCUUCGACCGCGCUGCCGUGGACGUCUUCGUCCCCACCAUGCUCGCGUACCCUGCGGCUGCGCCGGCGAACGAGGCGCUCAAGGAAUGCCUUCUCAAGGCCGUGGCGCCGUACCCGCACCUGGCGGGGCGCCUUGCCGUCGACCAGCUCGGCCGGCGCUUCCUCCACGUCAAUAAUGAGGGCGUGCACUAG
This is a messenger RNA of Triticum turgidum subsp. durum (durum wheat), 264 nucleotides long. The record is from the annotation of a GenBank genome assembly. Lineage: Eukaryota; Viridiplantae; Streptophyta; Magnoliopsida; Poales; Poaceae.